AUGUGGGAUGCAAUUAAUAUAGCAAGCAACCAUGAUCUGAUCAGCCUCGAUAUGAUAUUGGUUGAAAAAGAGGAAACAUUGAUACAUGCAAGCAUCAGAAAGAAUCUUGCUCAAACUUAUCGUCCACAACUAAUUGAAGGGAGCAUAUAUACAAUUACAAACUUUUUAGUUGAAGAAAAUAAAGGAAACUAUCGUCCAGUACAUAACAAAUUCAAAAUACUCUUCAAUUCAGCAACUUCAAUCUCAAAAUUCAGCGGAAUUGAUCAUUCAAUACCUCAAUCCCAAUUUGAAUUUGCUGAUUAUGGAACAAUAGCUUCCCGUUGUUAUGACAAUACUUACUUGAGUGAUGUGAUUGGCAUAUUGGACUACAUUGGAGCCAUUGAGGAGAUCAAAACAAGAGGGCGUCCAACAAAGAUAAGAAACAUUCAACUAUUGUUAGAAGAGACCAAAUCAAUUCAAACAACUUUGUGGGGAAAUACUGCACAUCAAAUAGAUGAUGAUUUCUACAAAACAAAUAAAGGGCCAUUUAUUGUAAUAGUCACUUCAACUAUUGUGAAAACUUUUAGAGGUGACUAUCAAUUAUCAUCAACUUUUGCAACAAAACUGUAUGUAAAUUUAGACAUUCCAGAAGUUGCAGAAAUUAGAAACAAAUUGAACACCACAAUAGACGUAAAUGUUAAAGAAAUACUGCCAAAGAGACUACUUAAAGUACAAGAUGAAGAACUUGCGUCACAAAAUAAAAAAACAGUUGCUGAAAUAAAGAACUUGGAAUGGAACUCAGAGACAAAGGACUUGAUGGUAACAUGCAAUGCCAAAAUCAUUAAUAUCAACAACAAAUAUGGAUGGUAUUAUGUUGCAUGUCUUAUAUGCAAAACAAAAGUGAAACAAGUCAAAGGAGUUUUAUGGUGUGAACGUUGUAAAAAUGAACCAAAGUUUGCAGUCCCAAGCUAUAGAAUACAAGUUGAAGUACAAGAUGAGACCGGAUCAACCACAUUCAUAUUGUUUGACAAAGGAGUUGAGAAAAUUAUAUCGAAAACUGCAAAAGAACUUGCAGAGAUGCAAGAAGAGAUCUUGAAAUUAGAUGAGAAUAUUUUACCAAAAGAGAUUCAAAAAAUCAUUGGCAACAAAUAUUUGUUCCAACUGCAUCUUGAUGAAUAUAACUUGAAGUAUGGAAAAGAAGAUUACACAGUUUCGAAGAUUUUGGAUAUGGAAAUUUCACAUAAGCAAAAUGACUCAUGUAAAGUUGAGGAACAUCAGAACAUAUUGGAGGAAAUUGUAAGAAAACCAAAAAAGGACAAGUACAUAGCCGGUCAAAAAAUAGAAAUAGGAGAAACAUCUGUUGAACGAUCUGAAUUAACCGCUCCUACAACUACUGAAGAUGGAAGAACUGGUCAUAAAAGAAUGCCCCUGCAAAUGCUUCAAAAACGUCAAAAGGGUACUAGACAAAAUGCAUCGAAGAAAAAAAAAUUCUGAAUUCUAAUGUAUAUACUACCUUACUGAAUGUACAUAUGUUUCUUUAGAACUACCUUACUAAAUGUACAUAUGUUUCUUUAGAACUACCUUACUGAAUGUACGUAUGUUUCUUUAGAAGACUAAACUGAAUGUAAACAGAAUGUACUGUUAAGUUA
This is a messenger RNA of Quercus lobata, 1628 nucleotides long. Its product is annotated as replication protein A 70 kDa DNA-binding subunit A-like. The record is from RefSeq and is a predicted model, not a curated record. The coding region runs from base 1 to 1473 and encodes 490 amino acids. Lineage: Eukaryota; Viridiplantae; Streptophyta; Magnoliopsida; Fagales; Fagaceae. The transcript has 10 exons.